AAGAGGGACAGCUUCAUGACACACUACAGAGACGAUCCUCCAAUCGCUGGGCAGAUAAACACAAGCCAGCUGAAUGUAUCCGCCCGCGCAUGCGCUCUGCGAUCAUCACAGUAUGAAGAGUGCAGUGCUGAAGUAGCGCGAGAGAUGAAGACUCCACCAGACAGGUCAGGAAUCAUCUUUGAGGUCGGAGCUCAGCUAGAAGCCCGAGACCGCCACAAGAACUGGUACGCAUCCACGAUCGAGAAGAUCGACUAUGACAAGGAGCGGGUUCUGAUCCACUACCGCCAGUGGAGCCGCCGGCAUGACGAGUGGUUUCACUGGAGCUCGCCGUACCUGCGGCCGCUGGAGCGAGUCAGCCUGAGGAGGCAGGGCCUGAACGCAUCGUGUUCCCAACCGGUGUUUGUGUCCGGUACGAAGGUUCUGGCCUGUUGGACCGACUGUCGCUUCUACCCGGCUAAAAUCCUCCGAGUCAACAGGGACGACUCCUACACAGUGCGUUUCUAUGACGGCGUGGUUCUGACUGUGAAGCCCACCAAGGUCAAACCUUUCCAGGAAAGGUCCAGAUCUGAGGGGAGUGCGGUUGGAAGCGAGGGAUGGGAGGAAGGGGAGAGCGAGGAGGAAGACGGUGGAGAGAGGCAGGAGGAGGACCAGGAGAAGAAGGAGGAAGAGGAGGAGAAAAUGGAGGAGAAAGUGACAUCAGGGGAGAAAGACGGAGCUGAAGAGGAGGAGGAGAGGAAGAGGAAGGCAGAAGCUUCAUCCUCCCAUCCACCAGCAAAGAAGAAACCAGAUGACAGUAGAGGAGGCGGAGCUCAGAAUGAACCAAUCACAGCUGACUGCUCGCAGCCAGCUCCUGCUAACCCCGCCCACAUCGACAGAGACGUCCUGUUGGAGCGUCAGGCUCACUUGCCCACCACACACAAGUUCAGCCGAGAACCACUGUACAGGGUGAUAAAGAACCAGCCUCCUCCUAUUCUCUCCAUCGAGCUGGACCACAACCCCUUCAAGUGUCCGGCGGCGGGCUGCACCAAGUCGUUCAGGAAGGCCAGCCUGCUGCACUACCACAUCAAGUACUACCACUCCGACCAGCAGCUGGACGAGCGAGGCAGCGAGCAGGAGGCGCCGAGGAGGAAGCGGUCGUCCUCCAAGGGGAGCGACUUUGUGUCAGACACGAAGAGUGAGGAGCAGAGCAGCACCUGUCACCGUGACGACAGGGAGCCCAGCGCCAUGGAGACAGACGACACCAAGAAGGACGGAGGGGGAGAAAAAACCACAGGACAGGACAGAAAGGAGAGGAAGAACUUCCUGAGAGUCAAACUCAAGAAAAAGAAGAAGAAGAAGAAGAAGAAGAAAAGUCAGUCAGGAUUCGGCAGCAGUGACGAUGAGAGCUCGGACAGACCGCCGCUCACUCUGAAGCUGUCCUCCGAACAUCACGACACACUCACACAAAUGGACGACGGCAGCGACUGGUCGACGCUCACAGCGGAGAGCGGAGAGGACACGCCCUCUUGGUCUGUUGCUAUGGAGACAGAGGAGUGUGAGCUGGUGAGGUGUGUGUGUGAGGUGGACGAGGAGAACGACUUCAUGAUCCAGUGUGAGUCGUGUUUGUGUUGGCAGCACGGCACCUGUAUGGGUUUAUACGAAGACAACGUCCCACACAACUACAUCUGCUACUACUGCAGACACACCGCAGGUUGGAGGCGGGCUCAGCGUUUCCUGUCAGAACCUGAUUUGCUGAUAUCCGGUCACAUGUUUGGUCUGUCGUGCGUGAAGGAGAACUACUCGGAGGUCAACGCCUCCAAGAUUUCACACACCAGCCGUCUGCUGGCGCACACACACGGCCUCAAUCAGGUCCUCAGUGGGCUGCAGCUCCAGAUCAGCCUGCUACACUCUCCAUCACACCCCGACCUGCAGCUGUGGAGGUUGCCAUGGAGACGAGAGGAGGGGUCGAGGCUGACGUCCAGCCCGAGAGGAGACACUCCCCUCUGUUACGUCAGCAGCGAGCACUGCUACCAGAAGCCCGGAGCAUCUUGGGAAAAGUCCAAGGAGAGAGAAAAGGAGAUGCAGCCGGCUGCAGUGAAGGAGGAGCAGGAUGCUGAGCAGGAGGAAAUCAAACCUGAGGAUGUGAGAGAGAAACCACCUGAUGCCACGACAGAUACAAACAUCGUGACGCACUCGGACGCACCCAGAGACGCCUGCGUAAAAAAAGAGGGCUGCGCACACACACACACUCAGACACACACGCAGGAGCCUCGUCCAGCGUCGGUGGCCGAGUGUCAGCUGAACCUGCUGGAGCAUGUCGAGUCCCUUCACCACCAGAUCAGCGCCAGGAUGGACCAUAUAGAGCGAGAGCUGGACGUAUUAGAGUCCUGGUUGGACCACUCCGGCGAGCUUGAGCCUCCCGACCCUUUGUCGCGCCUCCCGCAGCUCAAACAGCGAAUCAGGCGGCUGCUGCGCGACCUGUGCACUGUGAGGCACCUGUCGGUGUGGCGCUGACACUGUUCACCUGUUUAACUCUGACCCCUGACCUUUGACCUUUCAAGUCCCCGCCAGCCAAAACAGACUGACUGCGGGGCGGAGCGCGAGAAGACAGAACGAGUCGUAGAGCGACACUCUGAGUCUGAAUAAGAAACUGUGGUUUGUUUACACUCAGUCACGGAACAGCGCCCCCUCUAGUGGAGAAAAGGUGCAACUGCAACCCGACAAGGACGACGCCAUUCUUUUAUAACUGACUGAAGAGGUGAUUUUCUUUGUUAAAUUUCACAGUGUUACCAGUUACGCUGCCAGCAGGACGCCACACGGUGUUUGAUGACUGGCUGCUUGAUUUGGAUUUGGUUUUUUGAUGAGUUGCUAUCAUCCAUGUCGUCAGGACACAAUAACGUUUGUUUGGAUUGUUAACAUUUGUGACCGGACGGACACGGAGCAGCAGUUUACAGCUGAGUUCAGACUGAACGUGACCAGCUCUCUUCUUCUGCUGCGUGACAGCGUCAAAAUGUACCAGCUUACAAACACACACUGACAGGAUUUGGAUCGAUUUUUGAAGAUUGAGAAUUUUGUUUAAAGUUUUCCAUAGUGGUGCUUUUAUAAGUUUGAUAUUUCUCAAGGCAGAGAUUUUGUAAUUUUACUACAAUUAGUCCUGAUUGUAAUAAUCCCUUUAAACAAGUAAAAAACGAGGGCAAACACAUUUUGUGAGGCGCAGUCACAGCAGAAAGCGCCAAGCAAAGUUCAUUUGGACGCAAAAUCUGGGUGGCCACUAACAUGUUAGCCGAGUUAGUAUCAUUAGCAUAGCUCUUUGGCCGUUUACUCCCUUAUAGCAGUUUGUUCUGAGCAUUGUUCAUUUAAUUCAGUGAAAAGUUAAUAAAGAGCUAAUCGGCUUGCUACCCGCUAUCAUCAGUUAACAAGCCAGUCAGCUCACCCUCAUCUGUUAAAGUGUGUAAACUGUGUUUCUGUUGCUGGUCGGUUUCCACACCAACAGAAGCUUUGAUUUAACUGCAUCCUGACACGCAGCUCAUAAUCCAAAAUGGCUUCCUUAGUUUAGGAAGCUCCGUUUCUGCAGCUCAGAUUUUUGUGUCUGUGUUCAUGAGAGCUGAGCAGAUCGACUUUUUUCCUGCACGAGAAAAUCUGACCGGAUUUUGCAGCAGUUUUAAAGCGUUUUUAAACGCUGCUGUGACCGGGUCAUUGCAGGACAUGUUGAAAAGCUGUAAUCCAUAAAUGUGCAGACGUCAUCGCCCUCCGCGGCUGUGAGAGGUCGUCCAAAUAUAAUCUACACACAGAUGGAUAUAUUAAGGAUUUAUAGGAGACACUAUGCUUUGAAGUAAUUUCCUCACUUUUCUCUGACUUUCCUCUUUUUUGACUUUGCUUUUUAAGGUUUUAUUGUGAAUUCUUCUACUUUUCUAAAUUUAUAUCGAUGGUUUUAAUUUCUUUCUGACUUAACAAAGAAAAAUGUCAAUGAUUCCUCUGACAAACAGCAUUUGGAAGUUCAUUCUUGACAUCUGGGAACAGCAUCAGUAUAUGUGACCUUCUUUAACAACCAGCCGGCUUGUGUGAGUUGUUGUAUGUUCUGUUUCUUUCAGAUGAAUCUCAGCACACUGAACAAAAUCUCUUCUGUACAGAGUUAACUCAUGACAGACGAGUUCUGCUGCAGUGUUGUCAGUAUUUCAUGUUGCAGCCGUUCCAGUUAGUUUCAGAAACUGCUUUCAGAAACUUUUCCUCUGUUAUGACACAAAAUCUGUUUUAAAAUGUAAAUAUGUCAAAUCGAAUGUUUUAUACACUUGUACAAGAAACUAACUGUAUAAAGCUGUAGAUCUAUUUUGAUAGAGA
Molecule: messenger RNA, 4317 nt
Organism: Acanthopagrus latus (yellowfin seabream)
Lineage: Eukaryota; Metazoa; Chordata; Actinopteri; Spariformes; Sparidae
Product: PHD finger protein 20-like
Exons: 19
Coding region: 16-2493 (825 amino acids)
Biological process (GO): regulation of transcription by RNA polymerase II
Cellular component (GO): nucleus; NSL complex
Source: RefSeq, a predicted model, not a curated record